Molecule: messenger RNA, 303 nt
Organism: Babesia microti strain RI
Lineage: Eukaryota; Apicomplexa; Aconoidasida; Piroplasmida; Babesiidae
Exons: 3
Coding region: 1-303 (100 amino acids)
Source: RefSeq, a predicted model, not a curated record
AUGGUGUGUAUGGCUGUGAUAUUUCUUCUUCCCACUAUUUUCACCUUAUCACCAAUUCAUUCCUACAAUCCUCCACUAUCGUUCAAUGACCUAUUAACUAGACCCAAUAUUAGCCAAGCAUACUACUCUGUCAAGCUCCAAGAACCUGAAACCCCUGAUAAUAACAGUCAAACGCUGACUAAUCUAUCGGAAAUGCUAUACGACUUGAGGAAGGAGGAAGCAAAUGAAAUAGCAUCAUUUACCGCAGUAAUUCAGGAGCAGAACAAGACCCUUAAACAGAUAAAUAAGAUAGCUACAGCAUAA